UCACCAUAAACAGCAACGGUGCCCUGCGAUCUCAUGAGAGACACACGACUGUUGUCGUUUGGACCGCCGCAUGUCCUCGCCGAGGCCGCGAUAUUAUAUUUUAUCCGCCUUCGGCCCCUUUUCCCCUCUCGAAUUCCAACAAAUCUUCUCCGCAGAAACCCCGAUCCCCGUCCUAAUUUUGCGCCCGCCCUUGAUCCCGUCUUCUGCUGAGAAACCAUCGCCGUGGCCGCAUGUGCAUCGAGCUUGCUUGCGGGCGGAGGCCGCAGGGCGGUCAAAGCAGACCGUGGACUCGGGGCUUUGGGGCUGGGGCUUGGGCCUGGGGCUUGAGACCUGGAACUUGGAGCUUACGUCCAGUCAGUCGAAGGAGGGAGGGAGGGAGGCUUCGGCGGCCGGGAGCGCGGGCAUCGGAGCAGCACAAGCCGGCGCUGGCACCGUUGGGGAAGGCAAAGCCCCGAAGCAGCGAAGGGGUCCGUCUUCGGCUUCGGCAGCAGGCACACAACCGAGGCUGGGCUCGCUUUUGAAUCGCCCGCGAAGCUCGCGAUGGCGCUGUUGCACAAGACCGAUCAUGCCCCGGCCUUCGGAGGAGGGGGGCCGAGGUCGGCCCUGUCAGUCACUCUCUCAAGUCUCGAAAUCGAAUAUGUUCUCCCCAAUUCGAUGUUGUCGGUAGUUAGCGAGCUCUCUGCGACUCUGAACUUUUCUGCUUGAGCGAGCGAGCGAGCGCGCGCGCGAGUGUGCGCACUGUGCCGCGACAUCCGAGGCUCGCAUCCAUCUGCCGGGCCUGCCCUGCCCUGCCCUGCUCUGCUCUGCUCGAAUUCAUCGUACACCUGAAAUAGGAACAUUUUCUCAUCGCCACUCCGAAAUAGCAAGCUAGGGCUAGCGGGUCCAGGCUCGCGAGCGAUAUUUGCCGGCCCUUUGGUGAUUCAAUAAGCCCCUCCUGCCACAUAAUUUCGGCCCCGGGAAUAAAACUAAGCCCCGCUCUCUGGAAACAGCACCUCCCGGAGACCGGGACUGCCGACGGGGUUGGGUUCGCCCAUUAACAGGCCCCUAAUUAACCCCCCGCUUAACCACGGCCGUGGUUGGCCCGCUGGCUGGCUGGCUGGCCGGCCUAUCCGCCCAAGUUUAGACAUUUGGUCGUCGGUCCAUGCAGGAAUCCCCCCUUCCGCAGCUCGAGUCCCAACAGCAUAUUAUCGCCAUCACUCGGGGGCUAAUAUUUAUCCAGAUUCGCACCUAACAUUAUCGACGAUUCUUGCGCUGGUUUAGAACCUCGAGACCUCUGCAUUGUCCCAUAUCGUGGACUUAUCUGGCCUUUCUUGCUCCGGAAGCCGGCUGAGCAUCUUGUCUUGGAAUCUCGUGCCAUUAUCGCUAAGCAUGAGUCCGUGCUGGAGAUAACUACGAGAGCGUUCUCUGGUCUCUGCGCUCGAUCGCCCGCAUCCUACCGCCCUGACCGACGCCCAUCUCUCCCCCACCCCCCCCCAGCGUUCCAGCAAGGGCUUCCGGUGGAGUGCGCUUCUCGACAUCCUCCGAAUCCCUCCCCCACCCCCAACCCCAACCCCAAACCCCGCUCCUCUGCUGUCCAUCGUUCCCCAACACAAUUCCAGCCUGAACUGAGGCCUAACUCAACUCGCAUGCUUAUGUGUCCCCAACCCUUCGCGUCAGCCAUCUUCCCCACCGGUCACCACACUAACCCAUCGUUCCGACCGACGAGCAAGGCCGACCGCCCUCUGAGGUUCGAACCCAACCGAUCGAUCUCCCGAGACAGCCCCGACUCAGCUCAACCACGUCCGAUGUACAUCGGCGAUUGAAGUUCCCAAUUCCGACGGGGAAGUCGAAUUAGCGGCCACCACGCAUAUUUAAUUGCACGGGCGAUCAGAUUAAUCAUACUUCGUGAGGUGACAAUUCAUUCAUCCCGUAGUAACUCUCGGAACUUUGAACUCGAAGUGAUUCUCUUUAAUCAACUCGCUACCUGUCCAGACAAUCGGAUUUGGCUUCGAAAUUAUCACUAAUUAAAGUAAAAGUGAUAAGUGCUUAAAUAAGGUGUACGGAAAUUAUCUAAAUAUGAUUCGGUGGAAUCAGUCCUGUACUGUGGGAUUUUCGAAUUCAGUAAUCUCCGGGUCAAAACCGGCCAUAUCCAGUCAGCGAUUUCCUUCACAUCACAGUCGGCAUUGUUCUACCGAGUACAGGAUGAGUGGACAGUUUCAGAGCCCCGAAAAUAGUUUGUAAUAAUUAUACCUCCGUUAGCGUUAAUUUUGCUCUGACCUGAGAAAACUGCCAUGUGUGUAACCCGGUGGUUAAGUUAACAUCGGAAAUGUAUUACUGUACUGACACCCACAAGGGUGUGCCUACUCGUUCCGGAGGUCACAGUGCACAUCGAAUAAUUCCGUAAAUUUGUUGGUUGUGUUGAAAUGGUGUAGAUUUUAGUCUCUGGCUGCGGC
Molecule: messenger RNA, 2432 nt
Organism: Marchantia polymorpha subsp. ruderalis
Lineage: Eukaryota; Viridiplantae; Streptophyta; Marchantiopsida; Marchantiales; Marchantiaceae
Source: the annotation of a GenBank genome assembly